AUGGUUGACCUAUUAUGUUUCUUUUGUCGCAAAGUUUCAUCACCAAAUGAGAAUGCAAUAAACAAGGCAGCAAUAGAAAUAUCAGAAAAACCGUCAAAGAACGUAAAUAUUGUAAAUAGUGCAGGAAGUGUAAAGACCAUACCUACCAGAACACAACUCCCUGUUCCACCAAAGGUUCUUCAAUUAGUCUUUUCAUAUUUGAACAAAGAGGAAUCUAAAGGAUUAUUCUCUUGUCUUUUUGUAAAUAAAAAUUGGCACGCAAAUGCUCUUAAAAUAUUAUGGAAUCGUCCGUUCACAUCAAAUCUCUUAACCCCCGUCAAUUCCGUUAAACUUAUCGAAACCUUCAUACUAUGUCUCGAUUCAAUCACUCAAAAAUCACUAAAGAAAUCAUUGAAACGACAAAAAAUCAAAUUCAUUAUAUCAAACAAACCUCCUUUAUGUAAUUACGCAACUUUACUAGGGGAAUUAAGUUAUGGAGAUUUAGAAAAAUCAAUUCAUCAUUAUUUAUGUCAUCUACAUAUGAAUAGUAAAAUCAGAACUUCCAUCAUGAGGAAAUCAUCUAAGGGACCACCUUCUCUUCAAUCAAUUUAUCCCCAAAUUGAAUUGAUAUCCAAGAAUUUAUUUUUACUCUUCAUCCAAAAAAGCACGGUACUUGAAUCUUUAAGCAUUGAUAAAUAUUGUGACUAUUCGGAUCUACCCGCACCGGACGAAAUAUUUCAACGACCACUACAACAAAAUUAUCUUUCUCAGAUCACUAAACUUCAAUUGAAUUAUUAUGAGACGAGUAACAUAUUUGAUUUUUUGAAAGAAUUACCGGAAACAUGUAAAGAUCUAUUGGAAUUCGAUGUACGAAUUUGCGAAUUUGAGAAUGAAGCAUUGGUUAACAAAUCAAUAGCCAAUGUGAUAACUUCCCAACGAGCUUUGCGAAAGUUUAGCAUGGAGGGGGCUAAAAAUUGUGGAGGUACGAUUUUAACUUCAUUAGGUGAUACUCAAUCGGAUACCUUAACGUCAGUACGAUUUAAGUUGAUGAACUUUAAAUCGUCUGACAUGAAAUCAUUGGCCAAAUGUGGUCGAUUAAAGGAACUUUCGUUGGAAAAUUGUCAAGGGCUUACCAAGGAUAUUAUUAAAAUUUUAUUGAAUGCAAAAUUACAAAAUUUAAGAAAAUUGGUUAUUUGGAAUUCUCGUAAGGAUCCACAUGUAACCUCUUUAAUGAUUAAAUCGGCCGUCGCCGCAAAGAAAUUAUCAAAAGUGAUAACAGAAAAUGAUGACGAAUUAAGAGAACUAGCGUUAGAUACUGUGGUUCCUGAGACGGUUGAUACGAUAUUAAAUUGUUGUUCAAAUCUUACAACUUUAAAAAUACUUGAUUAUCAACCAAAAUGCAAACAGAAUAUGUAUAGAUUAUUAAAAGGUUUACCUUCUCUUGAAAACCUGACGAUUAAUAGAGAAACAAAAAUAGAAUUGGGUGUCAUCAACUUUUCAGGGAGAUACAUACCAGAUAACGUUAAAUACCUAAGAUUAGAAUGUGGGAUUACGCCAGAUCAAUUAAAUGACUUAUUAAACGAGUUGGGAGAUAAGAGCAAAUUAAGAACUUUGAUUUUAGAUUAUUUUAAACUAGAAGUCGCUCAUUUGAAAGCCAUUAUUGAAUGGAAUAAGAGGAGGAGAACUUUAAAAACAUUAGGGAUCGGAGGUAAAUCCGAAUUUAGUGAGCGUGAAUCAAAAGAAUUGAGCAUUUUACAGGAUCAAUAUAACAUACUUGAAUUAUUGAAGAACAAAGACUUAAACACCAAAGAAGCAACUUCAAAAUCACUUAUUAAUCAUCGUCAGGAAAUUUUUGAUGAUUUAGGAAAUUAUGGACAUAGGUAUGCAGAUGAGGAACCCUCGGAGAAACCAAGGUUAAGGGAAUUUUCUAUGGAAUUUAGUUCAACCACGGAAUUGUCAUCUUUACCAACAAAAUGUCUUGAACAAAUCUUCAAGAAUGUGGAGGAUGAUGAUGGAUCUUUAGGACUUUUUUCUUGCCUUUUGGUUUGUCGCGCAUGGUGUAGAGAUGUUGUUCCCUUAUUAUGGUCAAGACCUUUUAGUAAAUUACCAAAAGAUUCUAGGUAUAAACUUAUUAGAACUUAUAUCACAUGUCUUUCAAGAGAAGAAAAAUCUUAUUUAAAUUCACAACUAUUAAAUAAUAAAAUUAGAAUUCCCGAUUCAUCUCGUAGUUUAAUUAAUUACUCCAUAUAUUUAAAAGAGUUAUCAUACAUAGACUUAUAUCAUUCGGUUGAUUCCGGAAUAAAAUAUUAUCGUAAAUCAUUCAUUGGACGUAACACUUUUAGACAAACUUCCUUGAUAUCAAGAUCAAUAUGUAAAAUGUUUUUAACAAAAAACAUAACCGAUCCUUCAUUUCAUCUACAAUCAUUUAGGAUUGAUAAACAUUUUGUGCAAAUGGACAUUUUCCCCGAGAUAGAUUUAUUUUCAAAGGUUUACCCCGGUUUAUCGCAAAUCACUAAACUUACAUUAAAUUAUGAUCCAAAUUCCGAAAAUCUUUAUAAAUUUUUACAAUCCUUUCCUUCUAUAUGUAGGGGAUUAAAUUAUUUGAACAUUACCUUACCUUAUUUUGAAACUAAUCCAAAAUUAAUAGAUUUAUUGAUCUCCAUCAUUAAAGCUCAAAGAUCAAUCCAUUCAUUUCAUUUAUCUGGUGCGAGAAUCGGUGCAAAUCUCAUCUUGCCAGUACUUUUAUCCGAACAUUCUAAUUAUUUGAUUUCAAUGAAAUUUCAGAACGUUAAUUUUAAUAAUGUCAAUUUACAUGCGAUAACUUCCUGUUUAAGGUUAGAAGAACUUACCAUAUCCCAUUGUACAGGUUUAGACAGGUCAAGUUUACCCUUGGCAAGUCGUUUAGGUUCUUCAUCAUUCUUUGAUAACAAUGGAUUGAUAUUGAAAUCAUUAAGCAUAGGAUGUUCUCCGAUAUAUUCCCAGAUAUCCACGAUUAUCCUCAAUUCUCCAAUUGGUACAACGUGUCGAGAAUUAUGUUUGGAUUUGAUCACACCAAAAAUCAUUAAAACCAUUAAACGUUAUUGUCAAAAUGUCACCACGUUGAAACUCCGAGAUUAUUUCAUCAACAACAAUGACUUUGGAGGGUCAUCGGCGGAAUCUAGCACUGCGCCUCCUUUCUCAUCAGGAGCGAUGAUGUUACGUGAGUUAUUUAAUGGAAUAUAUCUUGAAAGAUUAAUAAUUAGUAUCAGUCCAAAAAAUAGUGAUUACGAGGAGUUAAAUAUUCACGGUAGAGAUUUACCAGCAAGCUGCUGGUAUUUGAAAUUACAAUGUGGAUUCUCUGUUGAACGUUUGGAUGAUUUAUUAUUGAGCGAUGAAUGUAUGGCACCGAUCAGCGUGUUGAUCUUAGAUUAUUCGAAAUUACAUCUUGAACAUUUUAAAGCCAUACGUGAAUUGGUAAAAAAGAAGAGAACUUUAACAUACUUUGGUAUUUGUGGAAGGAAAGGAUUUGAUGAUGAUGAAUUGAAGGUGAUCAAAGAUUUACAACACGAGUAUAACGUUGUCGUUAAUCUCAAUGAAUCCGAUAAGUUAUAA
Funneliformis geosporum is the source of this 3570-nucleotide messenger RNA. NCBI's taxonomy places the organism in Eukaryota, Fungi, Glomeromycota, Glomeromycetes, Glomerales, Glomeraceae. The record is from the annotation of a GenBank genome assembly.